GAAGGGGCACAGACCCGAGGUGAGGGAGUGCACAGUGACAGCAGCUGAUUCGAGUUGGCCAUAGAUUGUCAAUGAAACAAAUGAAACAGGGAGGAAGGGGCGAUUAGGCGUCUAGUGACUUUUAGUUUUUUUUUAAAGAAGAAGAAGAAAUUAAAAAAGAAAGAAAGGGGAGCUCGAUCCCUUUAGAUUCAACGUCUGUCCAGACUCGUCCUGAGCGCCACGCACCAGAUCUGUCAGUGUGUCAGUGUCAGGUACGUUCAGGUGCACCCCAUCACCACGCGUGAAGAAGUUGAUGACUCCAAUUGAAAUAUAAAUGACUUCUGAUUGUUUUUCUUUUUUCUUUUUUUUUCAUUUUGCUCAUUAGAAUAAAUACAAUUGACAACACGAGCUCAGGCAACAGGCGAGGUCACCGCUCUGAGUCAAACCACUCUCUCUCUCCUUAAUAAAGACACAAUAAUAAAUAACGAGAUGCGUUUUCUUCUCAAACUCAGGGUGGGAUUUUAAAAAAAAGAAAAAAAAAAGAAAAAAAAAAUCGCUCAACGCGCGGCCGGCGCUGCUGCUGCGCAUGCGCCAAUGGCACUUUCACUACCCUCCACACAGUCGCGUAUUUCACAUGGGGCGAGCGGGAGGUCUCAUCCACUUGCGUGAACGCUGCCGCGGAGAAGUGGUCGACGGUCCCGGGCGACGCGACGACGCGGUGUUCUCCCUCCCUCUCGCUUGGCUGCAGGCGUCGGCUUCACACUGAUGGACGCCACCAUGGAGCAGGACACAUAAGUCGAGCGCUCACAAGGACGCGGCCACUCGUACCUGUUUCUUUUCUCCAGAAGACAGUCAACGGUGGGGAUGAAGAAUUGAACUCCUAAAAGCGCAUCUGUGCCCGACAUGUCAAAACCGAUGGAUCACGUAAAACGCCCAAUGAACGCUUUCAUGGUCUGGUCCAGAGCCCAGCGCAGGAAAAUGGCUCAGGAGAACCCGAAGAUGCACAACUCCGAGAUCAGCAAGCGGCUGGGAGCCGAGUGGAAACUUCUCACGGAGUCCGAGAAGAGGCCGUUCAUCGACGAAGCCAAGCGACUGCGCGCCAUGCACAUGAAGGAGCACCCAGACUACAAGUACAGACCGCGGCGGAAGCCCAAGACUCUGAUGAAGAAGGACAAGUUCUCCUUCCCCGUGCCCUACAACCUCGGGGAGCACGACGCGCUCAAGGUGAGCGGCCUCUCCGCCGGAGCGCUGUCCGACUCCAUCAUGGGCCACCCGGACAAGGCGGCGGCGGCGGCGGCGGCCGCGGCGGCGAGGGUGUUCUUCAACCCGUCCAUGUCCGCGAACCCCUACUCCUUUUUCGACCUGGGGUCCAAGAUGACCGAGCUCUCGCCGCCCUCCUUUCCGUACGCGUCCCCGCUGGGCUACCCGGGGGCCACGGCGUUCACCGGCACCGGCGGCGUCGGCGGCGGGACGCACGCGCACACUCACUCGCACCCGUCCCCUGGAAACCCGGGCUACAUGAUCCCGUGUAACUGUUCGGCCUGGCCCUCUGCGGGACUCCAGCCGCCCUUAGCCUACAUCCUGCUCCCCGGGAUGGGGAAACCUCAACUUGAACCGUACCCUGCAUAUGCUGCGGCAUUAUGAUAGACCCCCCAUCCACCCACACCCCCCCCCCCCCCCCCCCCCCCCCCCCCCUCCACAUUGGACUUUUAAGAAAAUGAAACGUGAAAACAAAAACAAGAAGAAAAAGGAAGAAAAAAAAACAACUAUCCAUGCAAGAGUUUUAUUAUGCAUGCACAAACUUGUACAUGUGAUGAAGUGCUCGUCGUCUCCGAUAUCACAUGUGUAUGUACAUUGAUUAAUGCCUUUAUCUACAAGGUCAUGCUUAUUUAGAGAACCCCUCUAAUCUGUUAGGACCCGGGGCCGUCCCCUCUCUCGAGGACUGAGGGAUGGCACAGAGGGAAAAGGGAAUCAGGACAGUUUGUGCGAACUCAUUUUGAAAAGGUACCCCUGUUCGAUUUCUACCUUAUUUUUUUUUUUUUGCAAGUUGCACCUGCUUGACUGACCUGUUGGAACGAGGGCAGCCAAUGCAAUGACAAUAUGAACCACGGGACCAAAGCGUUUCCUCUCAGAUAACAUGUUGCCGGGCCCUAAUUCACGGAUCAAGGAGGAUUGUCACAACAACACCCCCCCCCCCCCCCACCACCACCCCCCCAUGCGCCUCUUGAGUGACUGUAAAUGUGUACAGAUAAAAAUGACUCUAGUUUAUUUGCCGUUAUAGGCUUAGUGUUUGAGCUAGGGGCCAGGAAAACCUGCGUAUUUCACUAGAAAUCCGCGGUAUAUUUUGAGUUUUUCCAAACCGUUUUAUAGAUGUCUGUAAUAUUUAUUGUUUUUAGUGGAAUCUAUGGUGACCCAGACGUUUUUUUUUUUUUUUUUAAUUUGAAAAAGGACAAAAAGCAGUUCUGUAAUAUUUGCACAUGAAACGGAUGUAAUUUAUUAUGAAGGUGGUAUUAAAUUCCAGUGCAUUGCAACUCUCUGGGUUUUGCUCGGCGGUAAGAAAAAGUACACACAGUUUUUAAAAUGCAAAUGGAGUUUAUUCAAUUUUAUCAUUUUUCUUGCCCCCCCCCCCCCCUCACACUCCUCGUAUCAUGUGCAGCAGCAGAAGAAGAAAAAAAAAAACGUUUCUAACUGACUCUUAAGGAAUUUGUAUGUUUUUGUGUUUUUCUUUUAACCUCCGUUGUGUACUUCAACCUGCUGUCCACCUGUUGAGCAAGGGGACUACAAUAAAGCGUCUUCGGAUUGAACGGAAA
This is a messenger RNA of Scophthalmus maximus (turbot), 2789 nucleotides long. RefSeq names its product SRY-box transcription factor 21b (gene sox21b). Gene Ontology annotation, molecular function: RNA polymerase II cis-regulatory region sequence-specific DNA binding; DNA-binding transcription factor activity, RNA polymerase II-specific. The record is from RefSeq and is a predicted model, not a curated record. The coding region runs from base 883 to 1623 and encodes 246 amino acids. Gene Ontology annotation, biological process: cell differentiation; regulation of DNA-templated transcription; anatomical structure morphogenesis. The transcript is spliced from 2 exons. Lineage: Eukaryota; Metazoa; Chordata; Actinopteri; Pleuronectiformes; Scophthalmidae.